CAUUUGCUAGCCAUGGCGGCGCCGUCGUCGUCGUCACCGUCUUCGAAACCCGUGGGGGCCGUUGCCUUCCCGGACGGUACUACGGACUUCAAGCCGAUGAGGUCCAGCAAGUCCUACGACCCUAAGAAGCCGCACAUCUCGGAGGAGCCCAUGACUUUGAAGAACUGGCACCAACACAUCAACUGGCUCAACGCCACUUUUAUCCUAUUCGUGCCGCUCUGUGGCCUCAUCUCCACCUACUGGGUUCCCCUGCAACUCAAGACUGCCAUAUGGGCCGUCAUCUACUACUUUAACACCGGCCUAGGCAUCACUGCCGGCUACCACCGCCUUUGGGCGCACAGCUGCUACAAGGCCUCCCUGCCCCUCAAGAUCUACCUCGCCGCCGUCGGCGCUGGCGCCGUUGAGGGUUCCAUCAGGUGGUGGUCAAACGGCCACCGCGCCCACCAUCGUUACACCGACACCGAGAAGGACCCCUACUCGGUCCGCAAGGGCCUGAUGUACGCACACAUAGGCUGGAUGCUGCUGAAGCAGAACCCCAAGAAGCAGGGUCGAACCGACAUCACCGACUUGAACGAGGACCCGGUGGUGGUGUGGCAGCACCGCAACUUUAUCAAGUGCGCCAUCACUAUGGCGCUCGUAUUCCCCGCCGUCGUUGCCGGCCUGGGUUGGGGGGACUGGUGGGGUGGCUUCAUCUACGCCGGCAUCCUGCGUGCCUUUUUCCUUCAGCAGGCCACCUUCUGCGUCAACUCCUUGGCCCACUGGCUCGGCGACCAGCCCUUCGACGAUCGCAAUUCGCCUCGCGACCACGUCGUCACCGCGUUAGUCACCCUCGGCGAGGGCUACCACAACUUCCACCACGAGUUUCCCUCAGACUACCGCAAUGCCAUUGAGUGGUACCAGUAUGACCCCACCAAAUGGUCCAUCUGGAUCUGGAAGAAGCUUUGGCUGGCCUCCAACCUGAAGCAGUUCCGCCAGAAUGAGAUCGAGAAGGGCCGCCUGCAGCAGCACCAGAAGAAGCUGGACCAGAAGCGCGCCACCCUCGACUGGGGCAUUCCGCUGGAACAGCUGCCGGUUGUCAACUGGAACGACUUCGUCGACCAGUCUCGCAAUGGCAAGGCCCUGAUCGCCGUUGCCGGCGUCAUCCACGACAUUACCGAUUUCGUCAAGGACCACCCCGGCGGCAAGGCCCUCAUUUCGUCGGCCAUCGGUAAGGACGCCACUGCUAUCUUCAACGGUGGAAUUUACAACCACUCCAACGCUGCCCACAACCUGCUCUCCACCAUCCGCGUCGGUGUCCUGCGCGGCGGCUGCGGGGUCGAGAUCUGGAAGCAGGCGCAGUACGAGAACAAGGAUGUCUCCACUGUGGUUGAUUCGUCGGGCCAGCGCAUUGUUCGUCCGGGCAUGCAAGUCACCAAGGUCCAGCAGCCCGUGCCCGGUGCCCAUGCCGCUUGAGCUUCGGGGAUGGAUCACUGCCUUCCCGCCGAGAGACGUAAAGGCGCCGGACAGCCGCGGAGCUUUUGCACUUUAGCGAAAACGGCAGUCCACUCUAGGCGGACAGUUGAUAGCCACAAUGGACGUGAUCGUUCGGUCGGCUUGACAUCCCCAGCGUUCUUACGGCCUGUCACUCUCACUUUAUAUCAUUUCUUGGCGUUAAGAGAUUGUGGACAUUCCUUGGACUGUAGGCGAUGAUUGCUUUUAUAUUUCUUGGAGCAUCUAUUCAUGACUGCUCUCUAUGAGCACAAAAUGGAAGAGGACGAG
This is a messenger RNA of Gaeumannomyces tritici R3-111a-1, 1758 nucleotides long. RefSeq lists its product as hypothetical. NCBI's taxonomy places the organism in Eukaryota, Fungi, Ascomycota, Sordariomycetes, Magnaporthales, Magnaporthaceae. The record is from RefSeq and is a predicted model, not a curated record. The transcript is spliced from 2 exons. Gene Ontology annotation, biological process: unsaturated fatty acid biosynthetic process. Gene Ontology annotation, cellular component: endoplasmic reticulum membrane. Bases 13 to 1452 code for a protein of 479 amino acids. Gene Ontology annotation, molecular function: iron ion binding; stearoyl-CoA 9-desaturase activity; heme binding.